UGCGUCGCGAGUUUCGUUGGAGAAAACGUGUAACCUGUUAAUCUGAGGGCGUGCUUUAUACAACCAAGGCCCCUUUCUCCGUGUAACCACGCCCAAUCAGCUGGUUCCUGAAGUUCAGCGAGCCUCAGGAGGAAAAAAAACUUUCCCUCGCUUCUGUGCGGUCUCUUGGUGAGCCGAUGGUAGCCACCACUGAGUUUUGUUUUGGAGGAUUACAUUUUUAACGACUCUGAGCCGUGUCAGCAUGUCCUUGACGGAUCAGCAGUGGUGUCCCACAAGCGUCCAGGUAACGGUACUCCAAGCCAGGAGCCUUAGGAUAAAGGGGAAAAGUGGCACCAACGAUGCGUACGCGGUCAUACAAGUGGGCAAAGAGAAGUACCAGACUUCAGUGGUGGAGAAAUGCGUGGCUCCGGUGUGGAAGGAGGAGGCCUCUUUCGACCUCCCGCAGCUGAACCAGGGAGGAGGAGGCAGCACGCUGCACGUCCACGUCCUUCACCGGGCUCUGGUGGGCCCGGACAAACUGCUGGGACAGGCGGUCAUUAAUCUGUCACAGCUCAGUGAGGACAAAACACGCAACAAAACCGAAUGGUUUAAACUUCUUGAUAAGACUGGUAAGCCAGACAAAGACAGAGGAGAGGUGCUUCUGGAUAUCCAGUUCAUGAGAAACAACAUGACUGCCAGCAUGUUCGACCUUUCUGCUGCUGGCAAAUCUCGGUCUCGUCUGGGCAAGUUCAAGGACAAAGUUCGUGGCAAGAAAAAGGAGUCAGAUUCUGUGACCAGCGUGGCGCCGUCUUUCAGUCAGGUCCUGACGGACAGCGAGGAGGAGGGCACCGGGGAUGGUGAAGAGGCGACGGGCAAGGAUGGAAAACAGAAGAAACACAAGAUUAAGUCUUUGUUUUCUCCAAAGUCCAACUUGCAGAAGAGCAUGUCUCAGUCUAUGUCUGUUCUGCCUGGGAAGAACUCCACGCUCACCGGCAGCCAAUCAUCUGGUCUGAAUGUCGAUUCCUCAGAGGGUAAAAAGAAGUUCAAGUUCAUGAUACAUAAACGCUCAGGCAGCUCAGGCAGCAAGGAUUCAUCAUCUGGUCGUGAAAAACAGGUUUCUGUAGAACAGAGUAAUUUAUGCAUCAAUGGCAGUCACGUAUACUGUGAGGAGCCGCCAUCUCGGACUUCUCGCAUCAGCUCAAACUUCAGUCUGGCCAGUUCAGGUCAUGGAUCAAUGGAGGAUGUCCCUGAAAACUCUCCACCACCUGAGCAACAAAAGGCAGCGAGGCAGUGUUCACCUUGGGAAGAGGAUGAGAAGGAGGAGGAAGACACUCCUGAAGUUGAAAACGUUAAAGCGAAUGUGAGUGAUUUAGAAAGGACUAUAAUAGAGGAGGAGACGAAAGAAGAGAAGGUUAAGAGGCAACAAGAGAGGCUUGAAAGUUUAGCUGAGGACAGAGAAAAACAAGAGGAAGAGGAGACAAGGAGUAAAGAAGAGGAAAAUAUUAGAAGUGAGGAAGAAAAGAGAAGACAAGAGCAAGAGGAAAGGGUUAGGAUGGAAGAAGAGCGUGAAAGAUUGGCAGAGGAAAAGAGACUACAAGUCCUAGAGAGAAGGAAGAUAGAGGAGGAAGAAAAGAAGAAAAGGGACGAAGAGGAAAGGAUUAGAAUUGAGGCAGAGAAGAAGAGGUUAGAAGAAGAGGAGAGGGUUAAGAUGGAAGAGAGAAGGCAAGAAGAGCAAAAACUGGCAGAGGAAAAGAGACUUGAGGAAGAGAUGAGGGCACAGGAAGAGAGGAGACGGCAAGAAGAGGCAAAAAUAGCUGAGGAAAAGAGACUGAAAGAAGUAGAGAGAAGGAAACUUGAGGAGGAAAGAAGAAAGCAAAGAGAUGAAGAGGAAAGGAUUAGAAUUGAGGAAGAGAAGAAGAGAGAGCAAAAACUGGCAGAGGAAAAGAGACUUGAGGAAGAGAAGAGGGCACAAGAAGAGAGGAGAAGGCUAGAAGAGGCAAAAAUAGCUGAGGAAGAAGAGAGGAUUAGAAAGGAAAAUGAGGAGGAAGAGAGGAGACAAAAAGAGGAGGAGGAGCUGCUGAAAAAACUAGAAGAAGAGCAAAAGAAAAAAAGGAUACAGUUGGAGCAGGAAAGGAAGCAAAGGGAGGAAGAAGAGAGGGUUAGGAAAGAGGAAGAGAAGAAAAGGCAAGAAGUGGAGGAACGGGCUAAGAAAGAAAGGGAAGAACAUGAGAGAUUAGAGGAGGAGAGGAAACGGAUUGAGGCAGAGGAGAAAAUUAGACGACAAGAAAGGAUCAGGAUGGAAAAAGAGGAAAAAAGGAGACUAGAAGAACAAGAAAAUCAAAGAGCUGAAGAGGAAAGACUUAGGAAAGAGGAGGAGAAGAGACGGGAGGAUGAGGAGAGGGCUAGGAAGCAAAGAGAAGAAUAUGAAAGACUGUUAGAGGAAAAAAUGCAACAAGAAGAACAAAGAAGACUUGAGGAAGAGGAAAGAAUUAGAAGGGAAGAAGAGGAAAGGGUUAGGAUGGAGGAAGAGAUGAAGAGGAGAAAAGAGGAAGAAGAGAGGACUAGAAAGGAAAAGGAAGAAAUGGAGAGGCUGGAGGAAGAGAGAAGACUGCAGGAACAAGAAAAGUGGAGGAUUGAGGAAGAGGAGAGGAUUAGGAGAGAGAAGAAGGAAGAGGAGGCAAGGAAGCUGGAGAAGUUGAGGAAUGCAGAAGAGCAAGAGAAGAGGGGAAACAAAACAACAGAUGAAGUUAGGGCUGCAGGGAAGAAACCCAAAGUGAGCAGUCCUGCAGUCACUUCCACUAAUCCUUUUGAUGAAACCUUCUCUUCCAACCCCUUUGAGGAGAUUCCCAAGUCCCUCGACAGCAGCACAGCUGAAGAGCCAACGGUUCAGCAACGGUGUCACUCUGCCGUGUCAUCGGUGAGAAGUAAGACCGGUUCUGUGGAUGAAAAGGACCUGAUUAGUACUCAACGGGAGAAGCGAGCAGCUCCUCAGCCGCCAGUAAGGAGUCAAGCUGGCAAGCAGCCUCACAGGGAGCAGGAUGUGCCGGCACGACAUCUGGCACAAAUUAACAAGCAAAGCAAAGACAAAGAUGUCAAAACUGUCAGUGUUCCCCCACAGCGCUCGGUGCAAAUGAUCGCUCCGCUGUGUAGGUCUCCCACAGAUUCAAAGAACUCCCAGAGCCUGAUGCAAAGCAAUAACGCUAAUGGAACAACAAACGAAGCCAAACACAGCAAACGUCCUGCGCCGUCCGUACCUCCUCCUGUGGGAGAAAAGCAGUCAUCAGAACCAAAAACGAGCUCUAAUCUAGGCGGCGCAGAGACCAAACAAGUUAAAGUUGUUUGUGGCUUAAAUCCUUUUGAGGAUGAUGAAGAUGAAAGUGAGCUCACAGCUCAAGAUGACACAGCAGUCUCUAGUAAUACUGGUUCAAUACACUGGCCUGCAGCUGUGUCACAAAGUGCAGAUAAAGAUGCUGCCUCUCAACCAAAAAUCAAAUCCUCAAAGACGGCCCACGCUCCCCCACCUCCUGCAAAGAAUGACAUCAGCUCGAACACUUUAACGAACCCGGGCACGGAAAGAAGCCAUGCUACAGGUGAUCGAAGUGCAGCUGCGCCCGAUAACGAUGCACUCCAAGCAUGCGACCUGUAUUAUGAGUCCACAAGUCCUGGGCAUGUCCCAGUGAGUCCACUCCAAGAGUCCCAGUCCCUUAAAGUCCAGAAUAUAGUGGAGACAGAUGUGAAGAAAGACUGGGCCCCUACACCUUCACGCAGGCUUCAGCCGGUAAGACCUCUUAAUCCACUUGAGCAGCAGGGUGCCUCAGUUGUUCAAGAGGAAAAUGAAAACAAAUCCACAGGAAUCCCCAGUGGACUUCAGGACAAAACAACGGUGGAUGACAGUGGGAUGAAAGGGCCUUACUCCCAGCUGACCCGGGAGGAACUGAUCUCUCUGAUCUUGAAACAGGAGAACCAGCUCUCGGAGAGAGAUUAUAAGAUAUCGGAGCUGGAGCAGUACAUUGAUAAUUUACUUGUGCGAGUCAUAGAAGAGAAGCCAAGUAUCCUCAUGUCCUUGACCGCUAUGAAGAAAGCUGCUUAGGUAGCUUUGCAGGCAUCACUGUAUUCUUGCUGCACUUAAUCAGACCUGUUUAUUCACAGCUCGUCCACAUUAGAAAUAUCACUUUAUAGAUGUAUUGGUUACGUUAAUGCAACUGGAAUACUUUUGCUGUAAAGUGUGGAGGAACACUUUAGAUUUCAAAUAUUUCAUCACCCAAUAAAAUUAAUGAUUUGAGGGAAGGAAAAUCUUUGAAAUCUUUGAAAUAUUUAGCUCUCUCAGCUAAAGGAUUCAGUUUGGAAAGACUUUGUAGUUUUUAGAUGAUCGAUAAAUUUAGACAUUUGUUUCAUGUGAGUUUAAAGGAUAUCUUGUAUAUAUCUGGUCAUGCCUGUCAUCUUUCUUCUGGAAAUAACUUUGAUAAAUGUGUAAUCCUGCCAGCAUACCAGACUUGUUGCAUUUCAUGGUGAAACUCGAGUUGAUUUCUCUCUGUAGAGCUUACUGUCAAAGUUUACUGCUAAUUCCCAUGUGCACUUUAAGUAGCUCACACUAUUAACUGUUAAGACACUGAACACUGUACUGAGUAUUUUUACUGCUUAAAUAAAUUUGAAAAAUAAAAUAAAACCAUGAAUUAAUA
Messenger RNA from Pundamilia nyererei, 4658 nucleotides. RefSeq names its product golgin subfamily A member 6-like protein 22. The transcript is spliced from 7 exons. Lineage: Eukaryota; Metazoa; Chordata; Actinopteri; Cichliformes; Cichlidae. The record is from RefSeq and is a predicted model, not a curated record. The coding region runs from base 242 to 4069 and encodes 1275 amino acids. Gene Ontology annotation, molecular function: small GTPase binding. Gene Ontology annotation, biological process: regulated exocytosis. Gene Ontology annotation, cellular component: intracellular membrane-bounded organelle.